GAGGGGCAAAGAGUGGAAGGGAGUCAUUUUGCACAAGGGGGUUGAAUCAGCUCAUAAAGGAGUAGGUUAUGACAGUGAAUUGCCUGCAACAGAGCUGGGAUGUCCACACCUCAUCUGGGAAGUGCCAGAUUCUAUCAUCUUCUCCGUUUUGAGGUUUCUAGCAGAGCCUCCGGGCUUCGAGGUCUCCGGCUGGUUAUCGGAGAUCUGCAGAAUUUCCGGGUGUCCACACUUCUUCUUUGACUCUCUGCAGCGUGGUUCCCUGAGCGGUGACCUCAGCCUGAACAAGAACCAUGUCCCGGUACCUGAGACACUUUACUGUCGUCGGGGAUGACUACCAGGCAUGGGAUAAUGACUACAAGAAAUGGGAGGAUGAGGAAGAGAUAGUAUCCAGAGAAGGGGACGGCCCCCCACAGGCCCCAGCACCCGUGACCACGCCCCCACGGAGAUUCACCGACACCAGGAACAUGCUGAAGAAGCUCUUUAGUGCCCACAGGUUUCAGGUCACUAUUGUUUGCCUGGUCAUAGUCGACGCACUUCUUGUGCUAGCUGAACUGCUGCUGGACCUGCGCAUCAUCCACCCAGACGAGAAACAAGUUGCCCCAAAGGUAUUCCACUAUCUGAGCAUUUGCAUUCUCACCUUCUUUGUGGUGGAAGUUGUAUUAAAAAUGUUUGUCUAUCGCCUGGAAUUCUUCCAUCACAAGUUUGAAGUUCUGGACGCAGUUGUGGUCAUCAUCUCAUUUAUCCUUGAUUUGGUGCUCCUAUUUCGGGAACAUGAAUUUGAAGCGCUGGGGCUAUUGAUCCUUCUCCGACUCUGGCGGGUGGCCAGGAUUAUAAACGGGAUAAUUAUCUCAGUAAAGACACGUUCUGAACAACAACUCUCAAGACUGAGACAAGCUAAUCUGCAACUUGUCGCAAAGGUUCAACACCUUGAAUUCAGUUGCAAUGAGAAGGAGCAAGAAAUCGAAAGACUUAAUGCACUAUUAAAACAGCAUGGACUUAUCAACUAGCAGAAUGCAAAGUAAUCCUCAUCUGACCUCGUGUAGAAGAAACAUCCUGUCAAAGAAGUCGAUCUGAGUGCUUAGGGUUAAAUGCCAAGAGUAACGUGGUUUCUUAUGUUUUCACACACUCCUGGUUUUGAAUUUGUACAGCUGUUAUUAACCCUUGAAAGUUUAAGAACGAUAUUUCUCAUGAGAUUAUUUUGUAUAACAAAUGUUUUGUAAACGACAUUUUCUGAAAAGUACAAGCUUUAUUCUUGAUACAAUGAAUCGUUUUGCAGUAGUUACGAGUAUAAAACUUCAUCUUUUCAUAUGUACAUUUAACAAAGCUUUUUACAUGUACCUCAAGGGACCAGAAAGCCCUUUAAUGUGUAAAAUCUGAAAGACAAAAAACAAUAAAGCUAUAUAUCAAUUUUGGAAAGAUUA
This is a messenger RNA of Ornithorhynchus anatinus (platypus), 1421 nucleotides long. It is a transcript of the gene HVCN1, whose product is annotated as hydrogen voltage gated channel 1. The transcript is spliced from 7 exons. The record is from RefSeq and is a predicted model, not a curated record. Gene Ontology annotation, molecular function: voltage-gated proton channel activity. Bases 291 to 1007 code for a protein of 238 amino acids. Gene Ontology annotation, biological process: proton transmembrane transport. Gene Ontology annotation, cellular component: plasma membrane. NCBI's taxonomy places the organism in Eukaryota, Metazoa, Chordata, Mammalia, Monotremata, Ornithorhynchidae.